AUCCUAAAGUGUUUUGUUAAGACACAGUCCAUUGGUCCACUACAGCCUGACAGGUCAUGUGAUGCAGUUUCACAAGGCCCGAGGUAUUUGAUCAGUGUCCGUCCGCAAAUGAGGAUUCCUCUGUAGCUUGCUUCCACAGCCGCAGUAAUUCUGCCUUAAUUUUUAUAGACGUAGGUUGUAGGGCUUGUGUUGAAAAUUCUGUCCCGCUCGGUUUAAUUGUUCCAGACUGAUGAGUCAGUAAGAUUCCUACGCAUAAUUAACAAAGUAACUGCACUGAACAGAGUUUUUCUUGAGAAGCUAAUAUUCCAUCAGGAAAUUUUACAUUUUUUAUGGUACUCAGCUUCACAUUUUUAAUUAACAAGAAAUAUCUAAUAAAAGCCCUAAUAUGAUGGAUUAAAUCAAGAACAACCAAUAAAUCCACGCAAAAUAAAAACACGAGAAUUUUCUAUUUUAGCGUCUUGUUUACGUUUGGCGAGGUGAAUUGAAGAGUUUGGUUAUGAAAGGGAGCUCUGUUUUAAGGUUAUGUUGAACCUGGCUUGGGUUUUGAACAGGGAUCUCUUGGAUGUAAAACAGCAAUUUUAGUGACGUCUUGAUGUGAUGCACGGGUGUUUGCUUUAUUAACCUUGGCGAGUGAAGCUUAUGCCCUGUUAUCCAGGUAUAACUGGAUGGAAGCAGAUGGACGAUAAGCUUGACGGAGUUGCGUUGCUGUUACUGGCGACGGGUUUAAGAUGUCGCUUGGCGUUGUGAAAAGAAGAAUAUGUCUCGUCGUGUGUACCAGCCACAACGGAGGGAAAGUUACAGGACCACCCUUCCUACUGCAACACACCCCCCGCCCCGAAAAACCACCCUACUCUUACAUCGCCCUGAUCGCAAUGGCCAUUUCAUCUGCUCCAAAUCAAAGGAUAACAUUAAACGGGAUCUAUAAGUUUAUCAUGGAAAGGUUUCCUUAUUAUCGUGAUAACAAACAGGGCUGGCAGAAUUCAAUAAGACAUAACUUGAGUCUCAACGAUUGUUUCGUCAAAGUGCCGCGGGAGAAGACCAGCGCUGAUGGCGGUAAUGGCGGAGGGAAAGGUAGUUAUUGGACUUUGGAUCCGGGUGAGGCCGACAUGUUUGAACGAGGAAACUACAGACGACGUCGACCCAGAAGACAGCGGGCCGAACGGGUUGGUGCGCGUUCAGUGCACCAGCAGUUGGCGAACUCUGCCGUUGCUGAUGUUAAGGACAGCAGUCUCGCGGUAACUACGCCACUGAUUGCCGUGGAUGUCGCGUGUCCUGGAAGUCCGAAGGACCUGAAGCAGCACUGCGAGGAGGACUCGACAGGCAUCAGACAGGGCGAGGACCAGUUCACCCCCAGCAAACCGUCCUUAUUUACGAUAGAAUAUCUGAUGAAAAUGCCUACAUCGGCCGUGUCGUCUAGGCCAGGAAAAUCUUCGAUUAAACUUCAAUAAUAAUAAUAACAAACACGAGGACUUGAUUUGUCUAAAAAUACGGAAUUGUGUAGGUUAAUUAGAAUGAUAUUUUUGUUAAGAAAUUGAAUAAAUUGGUCUUUCUUUCCUGAAUUCCGUGGUUCCCAAUCUAUGUUCGGGGACACGGACAUUUCUUUGUCACAAGUUUAAUUUUAUUUUUGUUUCAGUCGGGUUUAAUUUAAACAAACAAAAAAAAAAAUAAAAAAAAUAAACGGAUUCAAAUACGAUCUUCA
This is a messenger RNA of Zootermopsis nevadensis, 1699 nucleotides long. NCBI's taxonomy places the organism in Eukaryota, Metazoa, Arthropoda, Insecta, Blattodea, Termopsidae. The record is from RefSeq and is a predicted model, not a curated record.